Molecule: messenger RNA, 2665 nt
Organism: Saccostrea echinata
Lineage: Eukaryota; Metazoa; Mollusca; Bivalvia; Ostreida; Ostreidae
Product: carbonyl reductase [NADPH] 1-like
Exons: 2
Coding region: 77-907 (276 amino acids)
Molecular function (GO): carbonyl reductase (NADPH) activity
Source: RefSeq, a predicted model, not a curated record
CUUAGCACGGGGCAUUUCUAAAAGACAUCAAAAAUUAUAAAUAAUAUGAGGACUUGCUGUAGUUUAUACUAAAAUUAUGUCCAAGAAGGUUGCAGUGGUAACAGGUUCCAACAAGGGAAUAGGGUAUGCCAUUGUUCGGGGCCUCUGUAAAAAGUUUGAUGGUGAUGUGUAUCUUACUGCCAGGAAUGAGGAGCUAGGUAAGCAGGCUGUCAAAAGCUUAAACUCAGAAGGACUAUCUCCAAAAUUCCACCAGCUUGACAUCAGCGACCAAGCCAGCAUUAAUCGUCUGAGAGAUUUUCUCAAAGCCACUUACGGAGGUUUGGAUCUACUCGUCAACAAUGCAGGUAUCGCGUACAAGGAAUCUUCAACUGCCCCACUUGCUGAACAAGCAGAAGUUACGAUAAAAACGAAUUACUUUGGAACCCUUGCCGUCUGUGAAGCUUUGUUUCCUAUCCUAAGAACGCAAGCAAGAGUUGUAAAUGUUUCAAGUAUGGUCGGCACAUUUACAAUUAAGAAAUGUAGCAAGGAAAUCCGGGCCAAAUUUGCAAAUUCCAAACUAACAAUUGACGAAUUAACAACUUUAAUGAACGACUUUGUCCAGGCAGCGAAGAACGGAAGCCAUGAAAGUAAAGGAUAUGCGACUAGCGCCUACGGAAUGUCCAAAAUUGGUGUGUCGGCCUUGAGCGAAAUUCAGCAUCGUCAACUUUCAGCAGACCCACGGGAAGACAUCAUUGUUAAUGCCUGUUGCCCAGGUUAUGUUGAUACAGAUAUGACAUCACACAAAGGUCAUAAAACUAUCGAUCAAGGUGCUGACACGCCUUUGUAUUUGGCCUUACUUCCACCAGGUACGAAGAGCCCAGCCGGGAAUUUUGUGUCAGAAAGGGAGAUCAAGAAUUGGAGCGAAUAAUAAUUUCCCUAACAGUUAAUUAAUACAUAAUUAUCUAUAAUUGUCUAUAGAACUUUUUCUGUUUAUGAAAUUUGAGUUUUAAUAUGUGAUGAUUUUAAUUUUUAGAACACAAUUAAUGCAUAAUUAUCUCAAGGUUGUCUAUUGAACUUAUUACGUAUAUACAGUGUAUUUUUUUUUAGUUUUAAUAUAUGAUAACUAAUAUUUUAGAACACACUUAUCUCAAUUAUUUUAUUAAAACUCAUUUUUAACUCAUUUUUAACUCUCCUCGUCUCGACGAAAUCGAGAUAUGCGUCCGUUUAAAGUCCAUUUCCAAGAAUGUGUAAGUCCUACCUGGACUAAACAUGCAUCAUCCUUGUGUAAAAGGUGAAGAUAACGAACAGUGAUCAAUCUCAUGAAUCAAGUAAACAAAAUGAAUCGUGAACAGGGCAACAACACGGACCUCUGGAAACACCAGAGGUAGGAUCAGGUGCCUAGGAGGAGUAAGCAUCCCCUGUUGACGGGGCACACCACUGUGAGCUCUACAUGUAUUGAUCAGAUAUACGGAGUACAUGUACUCCGUAGUCAAACUUAGUAUAAAAGUCUAACAGACUUGCUUCUGAUGCUGGGUCUGAUGUACAUUUUUCAGAUGAACGACUAGGUUUUAAAAGCAAGCCCAUUCCUAAGUAACUAUGUAUAAGCCUUACCUGGUCCAAACUUAAAUUGAUGAUUGAUGUAUAAAUAGCAUAUUUAGGGUUAUAAACUACCAAAGAUGCUUCAGAUAUUGGAUUUCACCUAUAUAUUCUGGAUGAGUGAUCAGUUUUAAUUUUUUUGGACCAGGUUCAUUGACAAGCAACAAUAAGCCUUAUGGUGUCCAAAUUUUCAUGGAUGAUGCAUGUAAGGAUACAUACUACAGACAAGCGUAGGAUACUGGAUUUGAUCUACAUUUCUCAAAUGAGUGAUGAAACUAAAGCAUUUUGACUAGGCCCAUUAUGGACAAAGUAACUAUCUAUGUUGACAAAUCUUACGUGGAUGAUGCAUCUAAGGAUGCACACUACCAAGUCUGGUGCUGGAUAUGAACCAUAUUUUUUAUGAGUACUAGUGACUUGGUUGAAGUUUUUAGAGCAGGUUCAUUCACAAUGUUGACUCAGCUUGUAUGGAUGAAGCAUCUAAGAAUGCACACUACCAGACAUAAUCUGAUGAUGGACCUGACUUCCCGGAUUCAUUUACUGAACAGUUAAGUUUUUGGAGUAAGCCAAAUUCUAUCAAGACCAAACUUGUUGUAUAGAUGUUACCAGAAUAUUCGUUCUUUCCGUGAGGGACUUUACUUAUAGAUAACAUUCGUCGAGUUGAGCUUCGUAAUCUGAUUACCUCUGCGAGCUUUGUUUCUCAGAUUGGGUUCACUCGUGUGUAUUUUUAAAUCAUGAUAUAAAAUAAAAGUUGUAGAAUAUUUGGCAAUUUUGUUUUUGUAAAUAUGUUCGUAUGUACAAUUAAUCUAAAUUACGAAAUAUAUGCAUAUACUAGUGUUUGUUUUUAUAGAUAAUUUCUUUAUUGCAUAAUACACCUAUAUGGGUCAAGCAAUACAAUCCAUCAUUAAAAAAACAGAGAACAAUAUAUGUUUAUAUACAAUAGGUGCAAUUUAAACAAGCAUUCUGAGAGUAUUGCAUUAGCAAUACUAGUCCCCUACCGGCAACUGUAAUCUGGUUCCGUUCCUGUUAAGAAUUGAAAAUGCCAUAAUUCCGUCAAAAAUUAAUGAAGCGGGACGAAAUGCAAACUUGAUCU